GGCUGUUCUUUGAAAUAAAAAUGUAUGUAUUGUAAUUCGAUCCACAGCUGUACACGUUCAAGCAUUUAUAUAUUUUACAGUAUCCUAUAAUUUUAUCGAAGAGAAUAGUGUUAUAUCAGCGGCGGAAAAUGAAAAAAACUCGCAGUUCAAACAGUGUUUACGUUACUGGAUUGUUCCUUUGCAUUGUCGCACAAGUGAUAUGUUAUGUAGACGGCGCCCGCAGGGAUAAAAGACAAGCAGGUGUAACAACGUCCACACUGUCAUCAGUUAACACAACUGCCGCGUCAAGCAACACUACAGAUCUCACCAGUCACAACGCGACGGUCCCCGAUAAUACCUCAAUUUCUGCAGGAAAUAAUACGGCAUUAACCGGGAACUCAACUGCCGCACCUGGCAAUGCAACAAUGACACCGACAAACGCAACCUUUGUAACGGGAAACGUUACGGCUGUAUCGUCCACCAACAGCAGUCUCAUUGCUCCAAACGCGACUUCGGCAACCGGAAACGCAACGUCAUUAAACGGAAACUCGACAACACCAUUAAACACUACUGCUUCGGGAGGAAAUGCCUCUUUGAAUUCGAAUUCGCUUGCUGGAAACAGUACAGCAUCGGCAACCAACGGUAGUGAUAUCAAUAAACUACAGGGACUGCCGGGUAACGCCAUCGCAACCGAAAAUGGUACAGCACCAAAUAACUCGUCGGUACUGGAAUACACAACAAUGCCACCGGAAAUUACCAAUGGUUCGACCACUCCACUCAGUAAAACAACUGGAAACGUUACAAUACACGCGGGUAAUAGCAGUGAACUCGGCGUCACUCAGUCACCUUUAUCGAACGCUACCGUGGCAGGAAACAGUACCGAUCUUAGUGGGACAACCACAGUAUCUUCGUUAGAUAAUUCCACCAGUACCGGUGCUACUGCCCUAAAUACAACAUAUAAUAUUACGGGAACAACUCCCGUUCCGCUCAAAGCUACUAGCCUUGCAAAUAUAACAGCGGUCACGCCAAGUAACGCCAGUGUUACCGGCGGCAUCACUUCCGCCGGAUCCGCCACCACCCAACCUAGCUCAACGACGGCUACGACGCAAGCUGCACCUACUCUUACCACAUCGUCAGCUUCAGUUAGAGAAGCGAAAAAAGCUGAUUUAGCCGCACAAGCCAGCAACAUCCUCCCGAGUAUUUUAUCUCCAGCGCAGUAUGCGAAUUCCGAUUACGAUACUAAAGCGGCCCCGCCUCCGCAGAAUCCCAGUCUGUUAAUGGCGCUAAAAGCCUUGCGAGGCUCGGCUGCCGGUGCGGCAAAGUCUAUCGAUAUGGCAGAAAUGAUGGCCAAUGCCGUUGCCGGUAAAGACUAUCCCAACUUAUCGCAAAUUCCGGAUACGAAGAACUUUGCCUGUAAAGAUGUCCAACAAGCGGGGUUUUAUGCGGACACUGAUACCGACUGUCAGGUUAUUCGGCGCUGUGAUAUUAAUGGAAAUUUAUGGAGUUACCUGUGUCCAAAUAUGACACGAUUUAACCAGAUCGAGCUGGUCUGCGAUUGGUUCUGGAACGUUGACUGCAGCCAGUCUAAACAAUUUUAUGAUUAUUCAAAUUCCCGGCUCUACCAUGCAUCGUGGGUAUUCUUGGACACACCACCGAACCCUGAUACUGAUGACGCUCGAAAGUCCACCGCGACCGGCUCGAAGAAGCCAUCGGACACUAAGAGUUCUGCGUAAAUGAAGAAAAAAUCUCUUCGAACGAUCUCUAAACACACAAACGCCGGCACGCUGUGUGAAAGAUUGUUUGCAGAUGAAUACAAAGCACAACUUUGCCAGCGGCAUACAUUAUCGUUUUGACGACAGUAGCAGCCCGUGCUGACACUCCAAGGCUGUCAUUAUCUAAACAAAAACCGCAGUGUUGGAUAAGCAAUUAUCGGAACAAUUGGUCAAUUGAGUCAUAAUACCAAAGUGAAAAUUAACUGCUAAAGUGUAUUUACACGUCUGUGCAAGGUGUGCGGUUUUGUGUGUUAGGUCAGUCUUCGCAUAAAGGGGCAUAUGGUAAUAUGGCACUUGCUUGUAUCUGUAUUAGUUAUAAAAUAUAAAAAUUCGUAGAUCUACAGAUACUUCUUGAGUAUGACUGUAACCGUGGGCAUUGGAUGAUAUUAUUAAAUUUUGCACUUCUG
Paramacrobiotus metropolitanus is the source of this 2158-nucleotide messenger RNA. Its product is annotated as autotransporter adhesin BpaC-like. The coding region runs from base 129 to 1712 and encodes 527 amino acids. Gene Ontology annotation, molecular function: chitin binding. The record is from RefSeq and is a predicted model, not a curated record. NCBI's taxonomy places the organism in Eukaryota, Metazoa, Tardigrada, Eutardigrada, Parachela, Macrobiotidae. The transcript is spliced from 3 exons. Gene Ontology annotation, cellular component: extracellular region.